This is a messenger RNA of Colletotrichum lupini, 309 nucleotides long. RefSeq lists its product as uncharacterized. The transcript is spliced from 3 exons. Bases 1 to 309 code for a protein of 102 amino acids. The record is from RefSeq and is a predicted model, not a curated record. Lineage: Eukaryota; Fungi; Ascomycota; Sordariomycetes; Glomerellales; Glomerellaceae.
AUGGACCCUGACAGUAAUUGCCGGACACUUGACAGGCCAGAUUUCCAGGGCGAAGACGCGAGAAAGAGAGACAAGAGGGCGGGAACGCAAACGAAGACCAGACCUGAAGGAGGGGGAACGACGCCAGACGGCCUGGUUUUCCCCCUUCACCUGAGGGUCCCCGCCGCCGGAUCAGGUUUUUCUGAGGUCCCUGGAGACUGGAAAGUUGGACAAGGUUUCAAUCUGGCAGUGGACCACGGGGUUUUGCGGGAAAAGGAGAUCUGCAUUUAUAAAUACCUUAUCCAGGGACACUUUCUCAUCGCGAUCUGA